GACUGCAGACACAGUACAGGAGAUGACCAGAGACUGCGGACACAGUACAGGAGAUGACCAGAGAUUGCGGAAAUAGUACAGGAGAUGCCCAGAGACUGCGGACAAAGUACAGGAGAUGCCCAGAGACUGCGGACACAGUACAGGAGAUGCCCAGAGACUGCGGACACAGUACAGGAGAUGCCCAGAGACUGCGGACACAGUACAGGAGAUGCCCAGAGACUGCAGACACAGUACAGGCGAUGACCAGAGACUGCGGACACAGUACAGGCGAUGACCAGAGACUGCAGACAUAGUACAGGAGAUGACCAGAGACUGCGGACACAGUACAGGAGAUGCCCAGAGACUGCGGACAUAGUACAGGAGAUGACCAGAGACUGCGGACACAGUACAGGAGAUGACCAGAGACUGCGGACACAGUACAGGAGAUGACCAGAGACUGCGGACACAGUACAGGAGAUGACCAGAGACUGCGGACACAGUACAGGAGAUGACCAGAGACUGCGGACACAGUACAG
Messenger RNA from Staurois parvus, 515 nucleotides. Lineage: Eukaryota; Metazoa; Chordata; Amphibia; Anura; Ranidae. The record is from the annotation of a GenBank genome assembly.